Carlito syrichta (Philippine tarsier) is the source of this 1011-nucleotide messenger RNA. RefSeq names its product putative olfactory receptor 2W5. NCBI's taxonomy places the organism in Eukaryota, Metazoa, Chordata, Mammalia, Primates, Tarsiidae. The record is from RefSeq and is a predicted model, not a curated record. Gene Ontology annotation, cellular component: membrane. Gene Ontology annotation, biological process: G protein-coupled receptor signaling pathway. Gene Ontology annotation, molecular function: olfactory receptor activity; G protein-coupled receptor activity.
AUGGGAAGGGACAAUGACUGCUACCUAUAGGCAUUCAUCCUGGUGGGUUUUUCUGAUCACCCUUGACUGGAGAGAAUUCUCUUUGCUUUUGUUUUGGUCUUCUACGUCCUGACUCUGGUGGGCAACACUGCCAUCCUCCUCUUGUCCGUCAUGGAUGCCAGACUCCACACACCCAUCUACUUCUUUCUUGGGAACUUGUCUUUCUUGGACCUCUGCUUUACAACAAGUAUUGUCCCCCCGCUGCUGUGGAAUCUUUGGGGUCCAGAGAAGACCAUCAUCUACCAUGGCUGUGUGGCCCAGCUCUACAUCUACAUGGUGUUGGGUUCUACUGAGUGUGUCCUCCUGGCUGUCAUGUCUUAUGACCGCUGUGUGGCUGUCUGCCGACCCCUGCACUACAUGGUGGUCAUGCACUCCCGUCUCUGCCUGCAGCUGGUGACCAUGGCCUGGUGUUGUGGCUUCCUAAACCCCUUUGUUAUGUGUCCUCAGACAAUGCAACUCUCCCGGUGCGGGCGUCGCAGGGUGGACCACUUCCUGUGUGAGAUGCCUGCUUUGAUUGCCAUGUCCUUUGAAGACACCAUGCUGGUGGAAGCAUGCCUUUGCCUUUGGAGUCGCCCUCCUCCUGGUGCCUCUCUCCCUGAUCCUUAUCUCCUACAGCGUUAUUGCUGCUGCUGUUCUGAGGAUCAAGUCAGCAACAGGGCACAAGAAGGCCUUAAACACCUGCUCUUCUCAUCUGACCGUGGUCUCCCUCUUCUAUGGAACCAUCAUUUACAUGUACCUGCAACCGGCCAGCAGCUAUUCCCAAGAUCAAGGGAAGUUCCUCACUCUUUUCUACACCAUCGUCACUCCCAGUGUCAACCCCCUCAUCUAUACACUGAGGAACAAGGAUGUGAAAGGGGCAAUGAAGAAGCUGCUGGGGUGGGAGAAAGAGGCUGGGGAAGCCUGAGUGAGGGUGACAUGAGAGUCACAUGGAUGACUUGCUGGGGUGACUCUCUUGGACUUUGUACCAAGUGA